This is a messenger RNA of Sturnus vulgaris (Common starling), 407 nucleotides long. RefSeq names its product peptidylprolyl cis/trans isomerase, NIMA-interacting 4 (gene PIN4). The record is from RefSeq and is a predicted model, not a curated record. Gene Ontology annotation, molecular function: DNA binding; peptidyl-prolyl cis-trans isomerase activity. Gene Ontology annotation, biological process: rRNA processing. Lineage: Eukaryota; Metazoa; Chordata; Aves; Passeriformes; Sturnidae.
AUGGCGCCGAAAGGGAAAGGCGGCGGCAAAGCCGGGAAGGGCGGCGACAGCGGCGGCGGCGGCAGCGAGGGCAAAGCACAGGGCCCGAAGGGAGGCGGCAGCGCCGUCAAGGUUCGGCACAUCCUGUGCGAGAAGCACGGCCGCGCCAUGGAGGCCAUGGAGAAGCUGAAGUCCGGGCAGCGCUUUAGCGAGGUGGCGGCACAGUACAGCGAGGACAAGGCCAGGCAAGGGGGAGACCUGGGCUGGAUGACCCGAGGCUCCAUGGUGGGACCAUUCCAGGAGGCAGCGUUUGCCCUGCCGGUGAGCAGCAUGGACAAGCCCGUGUACACGGACCCUCCCGUCAAAACCAAGUUUGGAUACCACAUUAUCAUGGUGGAAGGCAGAAAAUAAAAUGUGAAUGACCAUGA